Molecule: messenger RNA, 1263 nt
Organism: Dipodomys ordii (Ord's kangaroo rat)
Lineage: Eukaryota; Metazoa; Chordata; Mammalia; Rodentia; Heteromyidae
Gene: Mrnip
Product: chromosome unknown open reading frame, human C5orf45
Exons: 5
Coding region: 165-938 (257 amino acids)
Biological process (GO): mitotic G2 DNA damage checkpoint signaling
Cellular component (GO): nucleus
Molecular function (GO): chromatin binding
Source: RefSeq, a predicted model, not a curated record
GAGAGGCUGAAGCGCGCGAGCAGGCGAGUGGGCUCCUUGGCCUAGAGAGGACGUAGCGUAGAGCGCGUGCAUUCGAGUGGGCGCCGGGGCCUAGAGGUGCCGAAGCUGGUACAUAAGGCGGAGCUGGGUCGUGGCGCGCACGCGCACGGCGGGCGGGCGUCUGGAUGGCGUCGGCCCAGCGGUCUCGCGUUCUCCGGUGCUGCAGUUGCCGUCUCUUCCAGGCUCACCAGGUGAAAAAGAGUCUGAAAUGGACGUGCAAGGCUUGUGGAGAGAAACAGUCCUUCCUACGGACCUACGGUGAGGGCUCUGGUGCUGACUGCAGACGCCAUGUCCAAAAAUUAAAUCUGCUGCAGGGACAGGCUUCCGAGCUGCCAUUCAGGUGCGUGAACCCUGCCAGUGAAGUGCGUGUCACUGAAGAUGAUGCAGGCCAGCCACAGGAUGAGAACCGCAGUGUGCAGGACCAUGUUGGCCUGCUGGGAACGGGGCUACAAGUCAGCCUCUGGAACUCUUCGUACAGCCACACCAGGGAGCUUGGUGGUCCUCAAUGGAAACCAGGUCCUGCGUCCUACAGUAAAGCUCCAUCUUCUAAGUGGGCACGAUUUCUCUCAUCACCUGGAAACAGCUCACAUGUGGACACAGAGCCAGCAAGCUCACUCCUGAGGGGCCCCAGUCCAGCUGGCCCAGCAUAUGCUGAGCAAGAGACUCCUGAGACUGAAACCUCAGGGAACGUUUGCUCAAGUUGGCCGCUUGCCACCAUCCAGCUUCCUCAGGCCACAUGCAGCCCAGAGAGGCCCAUCAGGAAGAACCUCGAGGGAUCAUGGGACACAACAACUCCUUGGGUGCAGGCAAAGCCUUUGGCCCAAGAAACACAGAAGGCUCCAUCAGUGAGCCUAUGCAACCUCUUUACAACUGGGGAAGACUUUGAUGAUGACCUGUGAACUGCGGUCAUCACUACCUCUCUCAUUUUUAGACUACAUUCUGAAACAAGAGCUUGAGUCCACAAUUAUUAAAACAUUUUUCACUGCAACCAGUAAAGGACCGCGCAACCUUGCUUGAAGUGUUUAACCUAAGUUUUAAUUGGUUAAAAAUUGGGUAACAAGACAACUACAGAGGAAUUUCUUACUUUAAAAGCAGCUGACAGGUCUGGACAGGAAAAGUAGAGUGAUGGCAGCACUCAAGAAAGAACCUAAGCUAGGUGCUGGUGGCUCACGCCUGUAAUCCAAGCUACUCAGGAGGCUGAGAUCUGGGGAUUGUGGUUCAAAG